UGUAUACACUCGCUGGCCAUUCUACGUUUUCAUAUCUCUCCCCCGACGUCCUUUCUCUGCUGCUCUCCCCUGUGUGUGCUGUGUGUGCGCUCUGUGUGUAAAGUGUAAAAGAAAGUAAGGGAGCGUAUCCGUGUGUGUCAGUUCCUCCCCUUAAUCAGAUGCAGCGCUCAAACAAAACAGUCCAACUAUACGAGAUAAGCGAACCGCAUCGUCACCGGGGCCCAAGCGUCGACUUCACAGCAGUGCUGCAGCACAGCACACACAUCGUUCUCGCUUUUUAUCGUUGAGCCGCAAGCGGAAUGUGAGGUGACCCAUUCUCGGGUUUUUAUUUUUUGCAUUGCUUUCAUCUAGUUUUCUUUUGAUUCUGUGGAUGCGUGCGUUCGCUUCGUUCCAGCGUUCGAAAUCGGCUCUAAACAACAACAAAAAAACACACACAUAUUCGAAUUUCACGUCGUCGAGUUGAAGAACCAACACAACUUGUCAACUUCUCUUUGCGGUGCUACACGGCAGUGACAAAACACCUACUGUUUUCGUUCUUUAUAUAACGUGACCAAGUGUUUGUCUGUUGGCCACCAAAGUUGCAGUAAAAGGACCGGCUUCGGGCAAGCCAGAAAUCCAGGUGUGCGACCGACGUGUGGUAUUACUAGUGCAUCUGCAAGUGCGUCACUCUGCCUCAUCCCGCCAUCGCCAUGUAUUCCGCUUUCAAAAAGCUGCCCGAUUUAUCAUACCGAAGCCAUAAGUUUCAAACGGACGCAGACGCUAGAAGCUUCGAGUCGUUCGACAUACGGCCGGCCUAUCUCGACAGGGGUCCAUUUCUCGACCCGUCCAAGUACGUGGCGACACCGAAAUCAGUCCGCUCCGGUUCAACGGCGACGGCCAUUUCGGUCAGCUGCAACACCCACAGCCGCACAAUGACGUCAUCGCCCUCCAAUUGUGAAUUAUCGGUGAACGGAGUCACCGGAGUGACGGGCAUUCCCAAUCUCGUGGAACUGGACGACGCCUUCAACACGCUCGAUCCCGGGCAGCUCUUGCGGGAGAGCGCGGCGGCCGCCACCAGGGCCGCCCUUUUGUCCGAGAUGACACCGAGAGUGGCCUCAUCAGUUCCUUUGGCCGAUUCGAUCCAGUACGCUUCGGAGAGGCGUCGCAAGUCUUCGAGCAUUUUAGUCGAUGAUCUUCUGCAGGAAAUUUAUCGCCAGUCCAGCAGAAGCAAUGAGGAGGAGGAGGACGACGAAGCCUUCGCAAACCCUGUGCAACUGGAAGUGUCGGCCAGCAGAGACGACCCGACCUACUGCGCACCUGGUGGUUCUCAUUUCUCAUCCAAGUGCAGCGAGCCUCUAAAAAAGAAAGGUACGUGGGAAUUGGAGGUGAUGCGUGAUCACUUGCGCGACGCAUUAUCGCGUGUAACCGCCUUGUUGAUUCAGAAUCUGACGCAACGAGAUCGUCUGCUGGUGGAACGCGAGAAAAAUUACGACGUCAUCACCGCAAUUCUUCAAGCCGCUUCACCUAAGCGAAGUCAAGAUACAAAAAUGCGGUUUAGCAUAGAUCCACCAAUCAAUAGCAGCUAUUCCUCACCGCCCACUCUUCCUUCGCCUUGCUCCUCCUCCUCUUCACACCAAAAAUCAUCAGCACAGAACCAGCCGGACACUGGAUGCCGAAAACCGGAUUCGUCUGGAUUUCAGCAAUGGCACGACGCUAUGCGAAUGGUCGCCAGACUUCCAGGUGGAGUUCCACCUGAAUUUCGCCGAAAGCUGUGGCUGACACUGGCAGAGCAGCAUCUGUUGCGCAUUGGAGUCGACUGGUCGGAUGUGGAACGCAACUGCUUUAACGAUCGGAUCAAUCCGGAUGACGAGGAUCUCGGCGCUCAAAUUGUUCGGGAUCUGCAUCGGACGGGAUGCAGUUUAUUCUGUGGAGAAGACGCCUUACCUAAUCAGGCAUUAUUAAAGCGGGUGCUGUUGGCUUACGCCCGUUGGAAUAAAGCAGUUGGCUAUUGCCAAGGCCUCAACGUUCUGGCCGCCCUUUUGCUUGAAGUCAUGAACCGCUCCGAAACCGAGAGCCUUAAAGUGAUGAUCUAUUUGAUUGAAGGUGUCCUUCCAACUGGAUAUUUCGCCAACAACUUGCGUGGGCUGUCUAUUGACAUGGCCGUCUUCCGUGAUCUUCUCCGCCAGCGGCUGCCAGCUCUAUCACGGCAUCUGGAGAUGCUCCAGCAAUCAGAGUCUUGCACUGGAUCUUCGUCGUCCUACUGCAUAGAGCCUCCGUUGACCAACGUAUUCACCAUGCAGUGGUUCUUGACUCUCUUCGCCACUUGCCUGCCCAAGGCGGCCGUCCUCCGCGUUUGGGAUCUUAUUCUCCUCGAAGGCAACGACAUCCUGCUGCGCACCGCUCUGGCCAUCUGGCAAACGCUUGCCGAACGUAUACUAACAGUGAGGACGUGUGAUGAUUUCUAUUCAAUCAUGGCUGUUCUGGCCCGUGAGAUGCUCGAGUUUGGGUUGAUGGAACCAAACCACCUGGUCCAGACAAUCGUCAGCAUGGCACCUUUCCCGUUCCCAGGACUGAAUGAACUUCGUGAUAAAUACCGAUACAACAUCACGCCAUGGAGCGGUGGAAGUGGUCGAGUCCGUUUAUUUUACAGCGACGACGAUCCGGACGGAGAAGCAGAGGAGGACGAGGACGAAGAAAAGACGAAAGCCAUGAACGCUGUGGCCACUGUUUUCGGUGGUCUAAUGACAUCGUCAACACUAUUCCGGACCACCAGCCGACGGAUCACUGACAUCACAUUCCGAAAAUCCAGUAAUCCGAAGCACACGUCCUCCCCCGCGUCCUCGUCCAGCAACGAGAAGGAGAAACUCCAGCUGGACAUUGCGGCCCUGAGGAAACAAUACGCCAAAUUACGUGAGCGUCAGAAACAGGCGCACGUCAUGUUCUGGACGGUGGCGUCCAGUGCGUCCAGCAACGAACGAAAAGGAUCCUCUUCGGAUAACCCAGCAAGUGCUGCUUUUUCGUCGACAUCGUCCGGUAUCAAUCCGGUCACCCACUUGUUGGCCGGCCGAAAGCCUUUGUUAACUCGCAGGCCUUCGACGUCGUCUUCGCCUUCUUCAUCCUCGUCUACUUCUUCGCAGCAGGGACCAAAAUUGCGACUCCCACCUCCUCGGAUUCCUCCACUUGUAGGAUCCACCGACGGCAAGGCUUAUUUUUCGGCCCCAACGACGCCUUCCGACAAGUCCGACAAUGAACCCACGUUCGAGAGUGUCAGAACUGGCCAAGUCAAUCCGUCCAAAGAUCCCAGCAAACAGCGGCAGCAACAUCAGCAACAACGUCGUAACAGCGGAUGCGCGACGUCAACGCCAUCGAAUGACGUCCGGCAACAAUACAUGGCGGCACCCUCAUUGUCCCAAUCCGGAACGACAGCGUCAACGCGAGGACUGGCAAUAACUGUCAACCGUUCAAGACUGGUUCAGGAGCUGCUCGAACAAAAUUCUGCCAUGCUAUUGAAACUGAAAGAUCGUCCGGAAGUGAUGACGACGAGCGAGCCGUCGUCAGCAGUUCCAAUGGGUGACGCCAGUGAAACGGUCGUCAAUGAAGGGAAUCAGCAGCAACAGCAGCCAGGCUCCGUGGUAAACAGUAAAGGAGCUAGUCCCAUCCAUCGCAAUCCGUUUCCGAGAAAUCUGGUCAGACCGCCGAAAGACGUCGUCGUUAAAUUAGGUCUAUACAGCUCUUCGCAGAAAUUUUAAUGUCUAAAAUUAUCCGUGGCAGUUUAACAGUGUUUUCGAUAUGAAAUGAAUAUCAAAAUGGAUUCAAUUUAAGUAUGACUGCGUCGACUGAAUUUUCACAAAUGCUUACAUCACGAUAUUUUUGUUUUCAAAUUGUUAUCGACCUCUGUCGACAUAUGAAAAAAGAAUAGGCCAAAAUAAAUUUGAUGCGUAGCAUUUCUAUGAUUCUAUUGU
This is a messenger RNA of Daphnia pulicaria, 3941 nucleotides long. RefSeq names its product TBC1 domain family member 30-like. The record is from RefSeq and is a predicted model, not a curated record. The transcript is spliced from 11 exons. Gene Ontology annotation, cellular component: endoplasmic reticulum. Lineage: Eukaryota; Metazoa; Arthropoda; Branchiopoda; Diplostraca; Daphniidae. The coding region runs from base 690 to 3728 and encodes 1012 amino acids.